AUGUCUUUACGAACUCUGACCGAAAGAAUAUCUCUUACCAAGACUAAGAUGCCUGCAGUCACCGUAACGAUGGAGAAUAUUGACCCUCACUACCGAUCCGAAGCACUCACCUAUGCGCCUUGCAAUCAGCAGAGUCAGUUCCACAAGCUGAAGUGUGGACACACAGUUCGCACUAACCCGGGCGCUCCCUGCGGUCGAAACUGCUCCAUUGCCGAUCCUGAAGACUCUUUCAUCUGCCACAUGUGCAUCAUCUUGAUUUACGACCCGAGCCUCACUGAAGACAACUGUUCAAGCAACAUCCGGUACAUGCUCGGCGACUUAGGUAGAUGGCAGAUGGCAGAUGCGGAGGAAGAUAUCGCAGAGCAGAUGGCCAAGGGCCUGCGACCGUCGGAUCCGGCCAAGGCCCAGGAUUGGCUUGGUGACUUCUUCAAUGAGUACGGCGAUGCUUACACCGAGAAGAAGGUGGAGAAGAAGAUGGUGGAGAAGAAGAUGGUGGAGAAGCAGAAGGUGGAGAAGCAGAAGGUGGAGAAGCAGAAGCAGAAACAGAAGCAGAAGCAGAAGAAGAGGAAGCGGGUUUUGGAAGAUAGGCGUAGUAUUUUGUCCGAAAAUGCUGUUCGCAACGAUAGGGAGGGUCGGACUUUGAGCGGGAAGCGUCAACGAGUGUAG
Messenger RNA from Didymosphaeria variabile, 666 nucleotides. RefSeq lists its product as uncharacterized. Bases 1 to 666 code for a protein of 221 amino acids. The transcript has 2 exons. The record is from RefSeq and is a predicted model, not a curated record. NCBI's taxonomy places the organism in Eukaryota, Fungi, Ascomycota, Dothideomycetes, Pleosporales, Didymosphaeriaceae.